AUGCAGGGCAGCCAAAAGGACGCGCAGGAGGAAGCUGCACGGGCGCUCGAGCUGGCCGUGGCGUCGGCGCACGCGGCCGCGGCGGCCGCCGCGCAGCAGCUUCGGGACGAGCACGCGCGGCAUGUCGCGGCACUCGAGGCGGCGGCGGCGGAGGCGGCGCGGGCGCGCGAGGCGGAGGCGGCGCGGGCGCUGGAGGGGGCGCGGGCGGCGGCGUCUGCGGCGAGGUCGCAGGCCGAGGCGGCCGCGUUAGAGGUUGCGCGGCGGCAUGAGUCCGCGCUGUCCGAGGUCCAAGCGGCGCUCGCCGAGUCGGAGGCGCGCGCGGCGGUACGCGCGGCCGACCUGGAGCGGCGGUGCUCUGCAGCGCGGGGCCAGGGGGAGGCGGCGGCGGCGCGGGCGGCGGCGCUGGAGGAGGCCAAGGGGCAGCUGGAGGAAGCAAACCGGAAGCUGCAGGGGGCGGUCAUGAGCAAGACUGCGGAGCUGCAGGCGGCAAUCUUGGCCGCCAAGCAGGAGCAAGCCAACCGCGAGGCGCUGCUGCGGGCAGCCCACCAGGCCGAGGCUGCGGCCGCGGCGGCCGACGCGGCCGGCACCGCGCAGCAGCUGCGCGAGGCGGCGGAGGCGGCGGCGCGGGAGGCUGCAGCGCGUGUGGCGGAGCUCCAGCGGGAUGUGUCGGCGUGGCGCGCGCGCUUUGAAGGCCGGGAGCCCCGGCCUGAGGAUGUGGCGCGCAUCGGGCAGCUGGAGGGGGCGGUCCGGGAGCGCGAUGAGGCGCUGAGGGGCGCUGAGGGCCGCAUGGCCGCCCUGAGGAACGAGCUGCUACUCAGGGAGGAGAACUACAACAAGCACUUCAAAAACGGCGGCGCCGCCGAGCGCGUCCUGGACGUCGGCGCGGCCCUCAACAGCCAGCAGAGCGUGAUGGGCUGGAUGAUCAAGCCCAAGCGCGCCACCGCGGACCGCGACGCCGGCGGCGGCAGCGGCGGCAACGGCGGCGGCAGCAGCUCCGGCGCGCCGUCGCUGCCGCCCAUCCCUGGGGGCCAGCCGAGCCUGAGGCAGACCAACAGCGGCGGCAGCGGCGGUGGCAUCGGCAGCGGCGGCGUCUGCGGCGGCGGCAGCGGCGGCGGCGGCGGUAGCAGCGGCGGCGGCAGCGGCGGCGGCAGCGGCAGCGGGAGCAGGAGGGCGUCGUUCAAAGGGUCGGCGUUGUUCAAGGCGGGGCGCUGA
Monoraphidium neglectum is the source of this 1212-nucleotide messenger RNA. RefSeq lists its product as hypothetical. The transcript is spliced from 4 exons. The record is from RefSeq and is a predicted model, not a curated record. NCBI's taxonomy places the organism in Eukaryota, Viridiplantae, Chlorophyta, Chlorophyceae, Sphaeropleales, Selenastraceae. The coding region runs from base 1 to 1212 and encodes 403 amino acids.